Messenger RNA from Anthonomus grandis grandis, 1875 nucleotides. RefSeq names its product zinc finger protein GLI4-like. Gene Ontology annotation, molecular function: DNA-binding transcription factor activity, RNA polymerase II-specific; RNA polymerase II cis-regulatory region sequence-specific DNA binding. The transcript is spliced from 7 exons. The coding region runs from base 162 to 1796 and encodes 544 amino acids. Gene Ontology annotation, biological process: regulation of transcription by RNA polymerase II. Lineage: Eukaryota; Metazoa; Arthropoda; Insecta; Coleoptera; Curculionidae. The record is from RefSeq and is a predicted model, not a curated record. Gene Ontology annotation, cellular component: nucleus.
UUCGAGUCGGAUUUUUGAAUCCUUGUGGACGCGCUAACAUUAAUAUGAGAUAGUCUCGAGUGUUUUUGGACUUUUUUUUUGUUUUUUUUUUUGCUUCUUUUUAUUUUGUGCUUUCAUUGUUUUGUGUGUGUGUGUGUUUAUUUUGCUUUUAAAGUAGUAAAAUGCUUCUUAAGUCCGUCAUGAUGGACUCAACGUACACUAAUUCAGACAACUUGUAUAACCCCCUUCACAAUUAUACGCAAACCGAGCUGAUGGAGAAAUUUAACUUAGCCUUCUACGAAGCCCAAUCAGUUUCCAAAACUGACAUAAUGGAAACUUUAAAAACUAUCCAAGAAGCCCCUCAGAACGAAAAAACUAACGACGAUUAUCUAAUCGAGUAUCUGAUAUCCGAAGAUUCCACCACGAGUCCCACAGAAUGCGAUAUUAAUUUCGAUUUUAACGAUUUCGUUGAAGAUUUCGACCAAAAUGUGCGAGAUUCCUUUUCCGAUUCUACAACUGUUACGGAAUUCGAUACAGAGACAUUUACCACGGAAAGUUCCGCGCAUGAUGCUAAAGAUGAAUUUUCCAGACAGUUUUCGAACUUUUUCAUACCGCCUCCGUUAUGGGGGAACGGCGAGGAAAAUGUGAAAAAUCAACACAAUCUCGAUGAACUUGAUCUUUGCGAAGUAUUAUCGAAUGCCUCGUUUGAUUGGUCGUCGGAUAUCAGGGAUCUGGAUGAUAUUGAUGGUGGAUAUUCGACUUCAUUGCCUCCUGUUGGGACCAUUACGAAGAAUAAUUAUGAUUUUAACUGUUAUGUUCGAAGUAUAGCACCUGAUAAUAUGGAUCAGCUGAAUAAGGAUGCAGAAGUCAAAAACGAAUUUGGUCACCUAAUUGAUCACUCCGGCUUAAAAAGCUGCGAUUAUCUUGUCAAUAACGAAAAAAGUCAAAAGUUUUCUCACAUUUUGGAGGAGAAUCACAUGGUGCUCCAUCAGUCUGAUGCUUUGUUAAAUGACGACCCACUACUAAGUUCCAGCAAUAAUUUUUAUACGAAUCCAGCAUAUUGUCCCCAAGAAGAAGAGGCCAAAAACAACCUAAACUGCCAAGAAAAAUCGACCAAUUUUCAGUGCAAAUGGGAGAACUGUUAUCAAAGGUGUCACAGCCAAACAAGCUUGGUGAACCAUAUCGAAAAAAGCCAUGUAGAAAUAAAACGAGGAGAUGAAUUCACUUGUUUCUGGGAGCAAUGCCCUAGGAAAACUAAGCCUUUUAAUGCAAGAUAUAAGCUACUGAUUCAUAUGAGGGUCCAUAGUGGUGAGAAGCCUAAUAAAUGUCCGUUUAAGGGUUGUAACAAAGCGUUUUCCCGCCUAGAAAACCUGAAAAUUCAUCAAAGAAGUCACACUGGCGAGCGACCGUAUUUAUGCCAAUUUACAGGGUGCUCUAAGUGUUUCUCAAACAGUUCGGAUAGGGCGAAACAUCAAAGGACGCAUUUUGAUACGAAACCGUAUGCCUGUCAAGUGCUCGGCUGUUUCAAAAAAUACACCGACCCGAGUAGUCUGAGAAAACACGUGAAAAACCACAGCCACGAGGAACAAAUGCAGAUCAAAAAGAAAUCUCACGAAGAUCUGUUUUAUAACGAUAUGGCGGUGAAAAAAUACCUGGAUCCAAGCAGACAAAAGGCUUUAAAGGCCGAACACAACUAUAAAAAGGACCACACCUACUCCAGUUCAAGUGAAACUCAACGGUUCAUGAAGUACGGCAAGGUCAAGCAAGAUUUAAAAAAUAAAAUUGAAAAAAAUAUAAUAAGGAAAACUAUGUUUUAAGGGACGGUUAAAAAUGCAUGAAUAAUUUGUGAUAUGUACAUAAUGUAGAUAUAUUAAAAUUAUAUUUUUAUACAAAUUU